AUGGCGUCGUCACAAGCUUCUCUUCUUCUUCAGAAACAGCUCAAAGAUCUCUGUAAGCAUCCGGUUGAUGGAUUCUCUGCUGGUCUGGUUGAUGAGAAGAAUAUAUUCGAAUGGGGCGUUACGAUUAUCGGACCUCCUGAUACUCUCUAUGAAGGAGGAUUCUUCAACGCCAUUAUGUCUUUCCCACAAAACUAUCCCAAUAGCCCACCCACGGUGCGGUUUACUUCAGAUAUUUGGCAUCCUAAUGUAUAUACCGAUGGCCGUGUUUGUAUAUCUAUUCUGCAUCCUCCUGGUGAUGAUCCAAGCGGAUAUGAGCUUGCAAGCGAGCGCUGGACGCCUGUUCACACUGUUGAAAGUAUCAUGUUGAGUAUCAUAUCUAUGCUUUCUGGUCCCAACGAUGAAUCUCCAGCAAAUGUUGAAGCUGCUAAAGAAUGGAGAGAGAAGAGAGACGAGUUCAAGAAGAAAGUGAGCCGUUGUGUGAGAAAGUCUCAAGAAAUGGUGUGA
Molecule: messenger RNA, 504 nt
Organism: Microthlaspi erraticum
Lineage: Eukaryota; Viridiplantae; Streptophyta; Magnoliopsida; Brassicales; Brassicaceae
Source: the annotation of a GenBank genome assembly